AUGCAUAUCCUCGUUACCAAUGACGAUGGACCACCAUCACCACACUCUUCUCCCUAUGUCCACUGCCUCAUUCAACAGCUCCAGCAAGCUGGCCACACUGUCUCUGUCUGCCUCCCUCACACUCAGAGAUCAUGGAUUGGAAAGGCACACAUGAUUGGGCAGACCCUCAAGCCUCUGUACUACCGUCCUUCAACUGUUGUCCAUGGCGAGGAUUCCCCAGGCACCACCCAUCAUCGACCCUCUCCUUCAGGAGAUGUUGAGGAAUGGAUCUUGAUUGAUGGGACACCGGCUUCUUGCGUCCAGAUUGGUCUUCACCAUUUCUUCCAGGAUCGGGGGCCUAUCGAUCUCGUUGUUAGCGGACCUAAUUACGGCAGAAACACCACUGCGGUCUUUGCCCUGAGUUCAGGAACGCUAGGUGCAGCAUUGGAGGCUGCUGUUUGCCAGAAGAAGUCAAUUGCCUUGAGUUUUGCUUUCUUCACCAGGAACCACGACCCAGUCAUUAUUGAGGCAGCUUGCCGACGCAGCGUCAAAGUUAUUGAGAAACUUUACAGUCAGUGGCCUACAGACGGCAGUGCAGACCUCUACAGCGUCAACGUACCUCUGGUGGAGGGCCUGGAAAAUAACAAAACAAUCUGGACAAAUGUUCUACAGAACUACUGGCGAGAAGGUGGCUGUUUCCAGGAGAUUGAAGGUGAGGCAGGUGACGAGAACGAGGAAGAAGAGAGAAUACGCGAGGGUGUCGGAGGUGAGGUGGACGAUGAAGCUAGACCUAGCUCACGAAAAGGACAUUCUCACAAACACUUCAAAUGGGCGCCCAAGUUCACUGAUGUGUACAAGAGCGUUGAAGAAUCCGCACCUGGCAACGACGGAUGGACUGUCAAAGAGGGACUGACAAGGGACUCGGGUUUAGAGGAAAGCCAACCUAAGCGAGAUGUGGCAUUGAGGCAAAAGAGCUCUUCAGUUCAAGCCAUCAUCUCCUACGAAGACUCUUACGUCCAACCACUGAUUCUAUCCGCCUUAAACUCUCUAUUUCCGGAGGGGGUGUUCAACGUGAUCACUGAAGUACCAGAGUCUGACGAGCCAGCUCUUGCAAAGGUUGCCCCCUUGGGCGGAAAUGUGCUGCAGAUCACCGCGUACGAGGCCAUCGACUUUGAAUAUGCUGCCAGCCAUGAAGGAACAACUCUUAUCAACAGCUACAUGAUUCGAAAAGCCCUUAUCCGAAAACACUUUCUGUCCACUACUGUUGACCACUGGGUCGCAAAGCAUCCCGAAUCAGUCCUCAAGACGCACAUCAAACGCAGUGAAGCCUUUGAGGUUGACUUUGCAGAGUUUCUGGACGAUGCCUUGGUGGAGGCCUUCGAUCUAAGGGAAAGUAUGGACCGCAAUGAGCAGCAAUCAGACCCUAAUGGAAAGGAGUGGUGGAUCCUGAAGCCGGGAAUGAGUGAUCGGGGUCAAGGAAUCCGUCUCUUCAGCUCGAUGGAUGAGCUCCAGAACAUCUUUGACAUCUGGGAGGAGGACCAGCCCGACACCGACGAUGAAGAGGAGGUUGAUGGAAAGGACGAUAACGGCGACUACAUCACAACCUCACAUCUGCGACACUUUGUUGCGCAGCCAUACAUUCAUCCUCCUUUACUGGUUGAUGGCGAGAAGCGCAAGUUUCACAUUCGGACGUAUGUGCUGUGCACCGGAAGUCUCGACGUCUGGGUUUACAAACACAUGCUUGCACUCUUUGCUGGAAAGCCUUACAGUGCACCGGCAGAUGCGCCAGAAGACAUCGAGUCUUUCCUCACCAACACAUGUCUUCAAGAUUCACCAAACGAGAACACAGUCCGUCGCUUCUGGGACUUGCCUCUGUCGAGUAACAUGCGUGACGACAUCUUCCGCCAGAUCUGCGACGUAACUGGAGAAAUCUUCGAGGCCGCAGCAAAGGCCAUGCCUAUCCACUUCCAGACCAUGCCCAAUGCUUUCGAGGUCUAUGGUCUGGAUUACCUUGUGGACGCUCAAGGCACUGCUUGGUUGCUCGAGAUCAACGCUUUCCCCGACUUUAAGCAAACCGGAGGUGACCUGAAAGAGAUUGUGUCUGGGUUCUGGAAGGGCGUCAUGAGGCAUGGAGUUGCACCAUUCUUCGGAGUUGAGAGUUCGAUCAAGGACCAGGAGGGUGCGGAGGAUAUGGUUCCUGUUCGUAAGGUGGAUUUGGGACGACGAUAA
Molecule: messenger RNA, 2208 nt
Organism: Fusarium sp. VM40
Lineage: Eukaryota; Fungi; Ascomycota; Sordariomycetes; Hypocreales; Nectriaceae
Source: the annotation of a GenBank genome assembly